AUGACGGAUGUUGAAAUGGCUGAAGCUGGCCAGGAAUUACCACAAUUCCCAACAGUUCAUAUUCUUCAAGUCGUUAAAGAUGCUCAACAACAACAUGGUUUGAGACACGGUGAUUAUGCUAGAUAUAGGUUAGUUAUCUUUAUUUUUGGAGUUAAAAUUAACAAUAAACUUUUUUAGAAAAUAUUCGGCAGCUAAAUUGGAAAGAAUGAGAAAAGCUUUGAAGUUUACCAAUCAACACAAUUGUCAAAAGAAAAGAAAGGCUAAAUUUGUAAAGAAAUGGUUGACUGAAGAAGCUUUAGUCGAUGCGCAAUUUUUGAAUUUUGGUAUUUUUGAAACCGAAAGACGGUAUGCUUCAGCAAUGAUUGAAAAAAUGACACUCGAAGAUAAUCCGGAAAAAUUGAGAAAACGAUUUUCAAUGAUAAAUAACUUGAAAAAAGCCGUUCUUCAUGCUAACAAUCUUGAAAAUAUUGUUGUAAGCAGUGCAAGAGUGAGUUUUUUAUUCGAAAUUUUUUAAUUUGAAAGAAAAUUUUAGUGUGACGCUCCAACAAAACUCGAAGCUCAAGCUUACGCCGCGUGGAUGCGUGGAAUGUGUGCUUUUGAAUCGAGAGAUUGGCAAAAAGCCAGCGAAGCUUUGAAAUUGGCAAGAAAUGUUUAUGAUAAAUUGGCUGAAGCCACUAAUAAUACAACAUUGGCCACGUUAUAUAAAGGAAGGUUUGUUAUUUUUCUGUGUGAGAAAAUUGUAGGAAAAAACAAAAAAACUAAUUUUUGAUUCCUGUUUUGUGUUCUACUGAUUUAUGGAUUUCAUUCUUUCAACGAAAAAAAAAAGUAUUUCUAGAUGUCGCGAAAUCCAACCACAACUUCGACUCUGCGAAUUCAAUAUUGCUGAAUCUCCAGAAGCUGUCGGAACUAUGUCAGAAUUGAUGGAACUUCGUAUGCAAAUGGGAGCAGAUGACAGUUCUGUUGAUAAACUUAUUUCUGAAAUGAGAUCAACUGCAACUGGCGCUGAAGUUGUCACAAUUGAAUGGGGUGGAAUGAAGAGUACUGUAGAAGACGAGAAAGCAAAACAAUGUUUGCAAGGAUGGAAACAAUCAGAAGCUGAACUCAAACAAUGUCAAACACCAAAAGAAAAAAUGGCAUUGUAUGAAAAAGCAACAGCGGAUACAAGAGAUGCAAUUGAUCGAUUAUCGGAUACAAUUAGAAGAAAGAAUGCUGAUAAUGCUGAUACAACUGUUUUGCAAUCAAUCAAGGCUUAUUUAGAUUUUUUGAAAAUGAGUGGAACCGCUUCGAGAUAUUUGGCAAUUAUUGAGAAUACGAAAAGUGAUAAGAAAAAUAAACCACAAGACAUGUUGAGAUUAUAUGAUUCAGUUAUUGAGAUUUAUAAAGAGGUUUCGGAAACACCUGGAGCUGAAUAUGAUAAAUCACUUGAGAGUGAGUUGGCUGAUUUUAACUAUUUUCAAGCAAAUUGAAUGAUUUUGCAGAUUAUUCGUGGCAGAAAACACAAUUUCCUAGUUUUUCUGCGUUCUUAUGA
Caenorhabditis angaria is the source of this 1528-nucleotide messenger RNA. The record is from the annotation of a GenBank genome assembly. Lineage: Eukaryota; Metazoa; Nematoda; Chromadorea; Rhabditida; Rhabditidae.